Messenger RNA from Octopus sinensis (East Asian common octopus), 1774 nucleotides. Its product is annotated as tRNA-dihydrouridine(20) synthase [NAD(P)+]-like. The transcript has 15 exons. The record is from RefSeq and is a predicted model, not a curated record. NCBI's taxonomy places the organism in Eukaryota, Metazoa, Mollusca, Cephalopoda, Octopoda, Octopodidae. Bases 156 to 1706 code for a protein of 516 amino acids. Gene Ontology annotation, molecular function: tRNA binding; flavin adenine dinucleotide binding; tRNA dihydrouridine synthase activity. Gene Ontology annotation, cellular component: cytoplasm. Gene Ontology annotation, biological process: tRNA dihydrouridine synthesis.
AAAAUUAAGGGAAAUAACUCUCAUUGCACACAUUUUAUUAAAGCAGUAAGCGGCAGUUAAUCGAAGUUACAUCCCAUCACCAGAUGUGUGAGUCCAUGUGUUCUUGAUUCCGUUCUAUCUUCUGGUUCCGUGUCAUUACUCAAUCUGAUAUUACUAUGGAUGGUAGCAACAUUAUAGAUUUUAGAAAUAAAAGAAUUUUGGCUCCAAUGGUUAGAGUUGGCACUCUUCCCAUGAGGCUCCUGGCACUUGAUCAAGGUGCUGACCUUGUAUAUUGUGAGGAAAUUAUAGAUUUCAAAAUUAUUAAUGCUAAACGAUUUGAAAAUGAAACAUUGGGAACUUUGGAUUUUACUUUAUCUGAUGGCACUGUUGUAUUCCGUACCUGCAACCGAGAGAAAUCCAAAGUCAUUUUCCAGUUGGGAACAGCAGAUGCGAAACGGGCUCUUAUAUCUGCCAAAAAAGUAGAAGAUUGUAUCGCUGCUGUUGAUGUCAACAUGGGCUGUCCAAAAGAGUUUUCUAUAAAAGGUGGAAUGGGAGCUGCACUUCUGAAGAAGCCAGAAAAAGUUAAAGAGAUUUUAACCACACUUGUUAACAACUUAUCUAUACCGGUGACAUGCAAAAUUCGAGUCCUUCCUUCUCUGGAAGAUACAUUAAAUCUAGUCAAGUUGAUUGAGAGUACAGGAGUAGUAGCUAUUGCCAUUCAUGCUCGCACACAAAGUGAACGCCCAAGACAUCCAAAUCGUAAUGAUUAUAUUAAGAAAAUAUCAGAAAGUCUAAAAAUACCAGUUAUUGCUAAUGGAGGCUCUAAAGAAAUUAAUUGUUACAAAGACAUAGAACAAUUUUGGAAAGAUACUGGGGCUUCUUCUGUUAUGUUAGCAAGGGCUGCUCAGUGGAAUGUUUCCAUCUUUAACAAGAAUGGCAUGUUGUCUCUGCCUGAAGUCAUACGAGAAUAUGUGAAAUAUGCAAUUCGCUAUGAUAGUCAUUAUGCUAAUACUAAAUACUGUGUGCUUCAAAUGAUGCAUGAAGAUAUGGAUAUGGAAGAAGGUCAAAAAAUGCUUGGAGCAAUGUCCCUCCAAGAAAUAAGUGAGAUUUGGAAUCUGUCUAAGUAUUAUGAAGAAACACUGAAAACACGCCAGAAAAGGUCUCACAACUUGGCAUUGAAACGGAAGUGUGAAGAGGAGCCUUUAGUGAAAAAGAGAAAAGCAGAAGAUGGUAAAACCAUAAUAGAAAUGGCUAUACGAUAUAAUAAGAGAGAUUACCCACUGGCCAUUACUCCAAAGAUGAGAUUAUUUGAGUGGACUUGCCGAAAUAAAAUGAAAGCCCCAAUAUACUGCACAGUUGAACGACCUGAUGAUCGAUGUUUUCACACUGUUCUGACUGUAGAAGACACAAAAUAUACUACACCCUUUUGGGAAAAGUCAAAACAACUAUCUGAACAAAAUGCUGCUGUAGUGUGUUUGUUAGUGGCUGGAGUCCAUGAUGGGAGGAAAGAGGGUAUUGGAGAGGAAAGAAGAGUUUUUUUGGACCAGUGGCAAAAGCUUGUCAACUCAGAGAAUGAUCAAAAGGAACGACUUGAUAAUGAAUCAAUUGUAAAUGAAGGGAAAAUUAAAACGAAUCCAGAACUGUCAACAGAUGAGUCUACUUUAUCUGAACAGAUUGAAAGUCAUACAUCUAACAACAUUAGUCAGGAAAUUAACUCCAACAGUUGACAUAUAUGAUAUAAAUAGAUUCUUCUUUUAUAAUAAUUUUUUUCAAUAAAGUGACUCAUGUAUAUCUU